GUUCACAUCGCAAUUCCUCAUGAGAUCAUAUUUUACACUGAGAGACAUAAGUCUCAGAUUCCGUAUUUCCCACUCAUCUAUUCAUCAGCCUGCAUGUGUCGAGUCUUCCCUCCCCAUCCAUAGUCGUUUCAUUUGGAAUCUGGAAGGCGAAGUCAGGUGUUAGUAAAGAAUAUCUGGUAUCGCCCGAUGAUUUGCGGAUUUGCGGAAGGAAGGUCGCCCAUUCUCAUCACCGGUUCUAAAAUGCACAUACAUACAUUAUCUGCCCUUGUGCGUGUGAUAUAGUUAAAUGGGAGCCCGUUAUGGAUAGCCAAAGCGACAGGUUCGGUCCAUGUUCUUGUCUUGUAACAACCCCCGUACUUCUUUUUAUUUCUUGCAGAAUUUAUUUUCUGGGGUGGUAUCCCGUGGAUCAGUUCUGCAGAGAUAUGCCGAACUUUAAAAGAAAAAAAGGGCUCUCUUUUCACUUCGGGCCGCAGCUGAAGCUGUGGCUUCUGAAGUUUCUGCUGCAUUGUUUGGCGCAAGAUCACUGGGAUCAUGCAGGGUCCAGACCUGCCUAACACAUUCACAAAUAAUUUGCUGAUUAUCAUCAUGGUGGUUGAUCUGUGGCAUUUUUUGAUGUUUUUGCCCUUGUGUGGCAGCCAUCAAGCACCACCAUGCGCCCCCAUGACAUAACUAAUCAGCUGGCGGCGACAGAACCCAUGUUGUGCCAGUGCUAUAUUUAUUCGGCAUUGCAACUGGGCAUGGAUAAUACAUCACUUCUUCCUGUCGAAGUGAAUGAUCCGAUUCCGACAAUACUCGGAGAAAAGAAUGAAUGAGCGUUUCCCUCGAGGGCGCUGGGCACAUGAGCCAUCGGUGGGUACGCUAGGGAUGCGGUACACCAUAUCUUCCAUUUUGAAAGCUAGAAUUCGGGUUGGACGUUAUGCGGUUUUUGAGGCGAGUGGUUGUUAGGGGUAUUCACGUAGGGCCCAGGGGGGUGAAGCAGGAGGCGAGGGAGUCCCCUGUAGGCUGUGAGGCUGGUACUGUAGUUGUUACAUUACCGGGAGGGAGUUGGUGUUUCAGGGGUUUUAUUUUUGGGGUAGAAAUCAUCACACGCCAAAAGGCUGAAAAUAGCCAAUCCACGAUCGCUCACUCACUCACCUUCACACAAACAAAUACAACACAUUCUCUAAUCAUAUUUAUCCAUUAUAUCCUUGAUAUCGCUUCGAUGCUGACUGCAGCUGGUGCUGAUGACGCGCGGUUGCAAUAUUGUUCUUCUGCUGUACCUGGGAAGUAUUUAGGGAAACACCCUUUUUUAGGAAACUCGCCGGGAUCCAUGACACUGACUAUAUAUACAUAGUAUUGCUUCACCAGAUAUCCCUCUGUGUUUGCUGUUCAUUCUCUUAUUAUCUCCGUUUCUGACUCGUUUUCUGACUCUCACUUCUUCAUAAACAAUCCUCACCUAUAAGCCCAAUCCAAAUUCUCCUGCAUGUUUCAAGCGCAUAACACCCGUACGACCAGCUUCCUCUUGCCGUCAUGGCGACCUGCCUUCAUGGGCUUUUACAAUCAAUACUUAUCUGGGCGCUUUUGUCCCUCCAAGUUAUGGCUUCGUUUAUAUACCCUGCUGUGACAGAUCCACUGCGAAGUGCGCAUAAACACGAGAUGGGGGAUGUCGUACUAGAAACACAGCUUAGAUUAAAUAUGGCUAUCCCUUCUCGUGUAGCAAAUGCUACUCGAUCGGACAUCGACAAGGCUAGGCGGAUUGUGAAUGCGGCAAUUGAGAAAGCCUCAGUCCUUAACAAAGCUCGACUGGACCAUCCAGUGAGAAAUCACUAUCCCUGGAAGCCUGGUUUCAAAGCUUCCCGUCGCGAUGCAUCCAGCGGAGAUGCACCGCCACCUCUUCUCAAGAUUAGCAGCGAGAUAGCAGCUGCCUCAGCUCUCUUAGCUGAGGUGGAGGCUGUUGCUGAAGCUAGAGACCUUUCCAAAACUAAGCGCGAUUACUCGUAUAUUGACGCCCUUUACAACCGUACGGCAGAGAAGCAAGCAAGUACCUUCUGGAUGGAAGAUAUCGAAAGAAAAGGGGCCUGGCCGUUUGGGAAUGAUCCUUCCUUCCAGGUUUUCCGUAACGUGAAAGACUACGGGGCAUAUGGAGAUGGUGUGCAUGAUGAUACAGAUGCCAUUAAGCGAGCAAUGGCAGACGCGGGAACAUGUGGUGAAAGAUGCAACGGCGCGACAACCAAGAAUUUCAUCCUUUAUUUCCCAUCUGGCACAUACCUUGUCAGCUCCACGAUCGAGACCUACUUCGGAAGCCAGUUAAUUGGAGACCUGCCAGUUCAUUUGUUGGUCUUGGUGUGCUUUCCACAAAUCAUUAUGUUGAAGGCGGUGGUGCUGGUCCAGAUGGAAAUCCAAAGGAGUGGUAUGUUACCACGGCCAAUUUUUAUCGCCAGAUCCGGAAUUUCAGAAUUGAUAUUACUGCCACAAACCAAGGCGCAUAUGUUGCUGCACUCCAUUAUCAGAUCGCCCAAGCCACAAGCCUUUCAAACGUUGACUUUAUCGUUUCUACGGAGCCUGGUACCACCCAGCAGGCCAUUUUCACUGAGAAUGGAAGUGGUGGAGUUAUGAGUGAUCUAACGUUCACUGGAGGAAAUUUUGGAAUAUAUGGCGGGAACCAGCAAUUUACUGCCCAAAGGCUCAAAUUUACAAAUUGCAAAACAGCCGUACAGUUGAUAUGGGACUGGGGAUGGAUGUGGAAAAACAUCGAGAUCACUGGAUCUGCUACAGGCUUUAAACUUAUGUCUGAGGAUUCGGUCCCUCGAACUGGCUCUAUAAUGGUAAUAGACUCCAUCUUCAGAGAUACAGACACGGCACUUCUCACGUUCCCUGCGACUGCGGAAAAAGGCAGAGGUACCACAGGAAUUACCCUGGACAAUGUUGCUUUCGAAGAAGUUAGAAAUGCCGUCGCGGACAAUGAAGGAAAGGUGUAUCUUGCUGGAAGCGUUCUAAGCGUCGAUACAUGGGCCAUUGGCCCAGUAUAUUUUGAUAUUUCCCAAAGAGAUUAUACCCUAGGGAUGGACUUUACCACAAAACGAGAGUCCACCUUGCUUGCGGAUCAAUCGACUUCCCUGCCCAAAGCACCCUUCUUCGAGAGACAGAAGCCUCAAUAUGAAGCUAUCCCUGCCUCCAAAUUUGUUCACAUGAAAGACCAUGCCAAAGGGGACGGCGUUACCGACGAUACAGCAGCAUUCCAAAGUGUAUUGAGCCAAUAUGCAAGCAGCGACAAUAUUAUAUUUGUCGAUGCGGGUUCGUACAUUUUGACUGACACCAUCACUAUUCCCGUUGGAGCCAAGAUCGUUGGAGAGGGUUGGUCCCAGCUCGUUGCAUUUGGCCCCAACUUCCAAGACGAAAGGAACCCGCGACCUCUGGUUCGAGUUGGAAACGACGGCGAUCACGGUGAUGUGGAAAUUCAAGACCUUCUUUUCACCACUAAGGGGCCUACGGCAGGCGCUGUUUUGGUAGAAUGGAAUAUCAAAGCUACCUGCUCAGGCUGUGCUGGCAUGUGGGAUUCACACGUACGAAUUGGAGGGGCUACUGGUACCGAACUUACUUCGACAGAGUGCCCAGCGAUUACGAGCGGUGUAAAUGAUGAUGGCUGCAAAUCGGGCAGUCUUAUGAUGCACAUUACCAGGUCGGCAUCGGCAUAUAUGGAAAAUGUUUGGCUUUGGACGGCAGAUCACGACAUCGACGACCCUGACUUGCAAGAUGAUAACAAUACUCUGAUCCAAACUUCUGUAUACUCUGCGAGAGGUUUGCUUGUCGAAAGUACCGAGGCAACAUGGCUUUAUGGGACGUCGUCUGAGCAUGCGGUCUACUAUCAGUACAAUUUUUACAAGGCUCAAAAGGUAUUCGCAGGCAUGAUACAAACCGAAUCUCCAUAUUAUCAGCCAACCCCUAUGCCGCCGGCUCCAUUUGAAUCCGCUGUCGGUAUCUUCAGUGGAGAUCCUAAUUACGAACGUUGUCCGCACGGUUCGCCGGGAUGUGAUGCUUCGUGGGCGCUCCGGAUAAUUGAAUCGUCUGAGAUCUAUAUCGCUGGAGCCGGUUUAUAUUCUUGGUUCACAACUUAUACACAGGAAUGCAUUGCUACGCGCAGCUGCCAAAACUCGAUGAUACAGCUGGAAGGGAACAAUGGCCGUGUCAGAAUUCACAAUUUAAUCUCCAUCGGGGCUACAAACAUGAUUAUUUCUGAUGGAACCCAGGUUACGUCGGAAGCCAAUCUUGCCGUCGACUAUCACCCAUACUGGAGUCAGAUUACUGUCGUAGAUCCGAUCCACAACACGGGCGCUCAACGGCUCAUAAAACAGGGGCUCCAUACUAGAAAUGAAGACAAAUGUUCAGUUCCUCCAGAUGUUCGCGUGCCUGGAGGAAGAAAUCCCACAGACCUGCCGCUCGUUGAUAUCGGCGGUGAGGCUGACCAUGGAUACUUUACAUUGGUCAAUGGAUCUCCAUACAACUGGAUACUCACAUAUAAUCACUCAUAUCAGAUGGAUCAGUGGAAGUGGCACGAUGUUCCAGCCGGUGAAUCCGUUCAGUGCGAAUGGCAGUUCGCCGAGUCCUUCAAUAGAUUCGAUGAUAAAGGCGAGGCAUUCUACACGCUCGAGGGAACGAACAAGACUUUUCAGAUUUGGGCCAGAUACUACCAAGAUGAUCCUGACAAUGAGUUCCAUCUCCAUGUCCUGUAUGAUGGAUUAGAGACCAAGGAUGUACCCAAAGGCACUUCUCUUGAUUAUCCUUCCAGAGGUGGCAUCGGAGACAUGAGAGCUAUUAACUGGGUAUUGACUGGGAGCGAAACAGAAGGCUUUUGGUCAAGCCAUAAGCCGCCGAUAGCGUGGAUGUCAUCAAUAUUACAUAUCAUUGGUGAUCGAAAAUUGAAGCACGUUUGUAUGCCGGGAAGCCACGAUGCUGGGAUGUCGAAGCUGGAUGGGCACACUCAAUUUUCUAACGAAGGCAACACUUUGACUCAGUAUUUGAAUGUUUACGAUCAGCUAAGGAGGGGAUCUCGGUACUUCGACGUUCGCCCUGCCAUCGGCAAUGGAGGAAAGUACCUCACGGGCCACUAUGGUUAUAUAGAUAUUCUUGAGAUUGGAUGGCAAGGGGGUAAUGGAGAAUCGAUCCAGGAGAUAGUGGAUGGUAUAAACAGAUUCACCGCUGAAAAUCCGGAGCUAAUCAUCAUCAACCUCGACCUAACUCUUGACACGGACAAUGGCUAUAAACCCUUCAACGAUGAACAAUGGAGUAAAACAUUCGAUUUAUUUGAAGGUGUCACGCAUCGCCGGGGUGGCCUCCAGGGAGAUUUAAGUGAGAAAAAGAUGAACGAGUACAUUGGCAACGGCCAGGCUUGCGUAAUCAUCAUCGCAUCAGGCGGCCCAACACGCCCAGACAAGGGGAUCUACUCAACCCGCCAAUUCCCCCGGUACGACAGCUACUCCAACACCGACCAAAUCGACACCAUGGCAGCCGACCAAAUCGCAAAGCUAAAAGGAAACCGCAACCUCGUCCCUAAUGACGGCGAACGGAAGGACAUCUUCCACGUAUUCUCAUGGACAUUAACGCUAACCCGUGUCUUCGAGCGAACUAUCGCCGACCAAUCCAUCGAACUGGGAUAUGACCCCCUUUUCUGGCGUGGGUAUCAUUCCUUCACCCCCUUCUCGUACCCGAGUGUACUGUACAUGGAUUUCAUCGGGAGUGCAGAGCAGGAUACAAAGACACUUGAGAAGACGACGGGGGAGGUUACGGCGAUGGCGAUGGCGGUUAAUAUGCAGAUUGCGAGUCAGAAUUGUUAUGUUGGUGGCGGCUCGAUUGAGCCAAAGAAGCCGGAGUCGCCAGUGGCCCACCAACCCACGCCCGGGUCCGCAAGUCCACCGUUGCGUCCGUGUCUGAUAUCACUCACCUCCGCUACUCUCUUGAUACCACUUGUUUUCUUCUAUUCUUGCAUAUUUUGAAAUUUUCUUUUCAUUUUUUUGUUGUGUUUGGUACGAUUGAUGCUCAUGAGCAAAUUAUUUAGUUAUCUUGAGUCAUAAUGUAAAACGUGGGACUAUAAAGGUUUCUUCAGCAUAUAUUCGGAUUCAAAAUCUUAACUGAUAUUGCAAUAUCGCCUUAGAUUGCAACCCCUGCGGGCAAAUGUGUUUGCUCUCUAACUAACGCUUUUCGGUUAACUAAUGCUAUAGUUGGUGGGCUCCUUUGUUAUGAAUGAAAAAGUUACCAUGCUUGACAUCGCAAGCAAGAAUCAAAACACCAGAUGCCCCACCUUCAAGUAAAAGGAAUAUCACCAAUAACAUCAAUAAAUAUACACAAACUUCUUGUUUUCUUGAUCUGUCAAGUCGGAAAGAGUUUGAUCUCUUGCUCUCACGCUCCUUGCAUUUGCGCUCUCCACGCCAACAUCACCACUCCCACCCCUUUCUUUCCCCAUCGAUCUAUCCAUUAUAAACGCCCGCUUUCCAGCUGCAACUCUUUCUUUUGCUGUACACUGGCCAAGAGAGCCAGAAUCCACACUUGUAGAGGUAG
Blastomyces gilchristii SLH14081 is the source of this 6531-nucleotide messenger RNA. Its product is annotated as LysM domain-containing protein, variant. The record is from RefSeq and is a predicted model, not a curated record. NCBI's taxonomy places the organism in Eukaryota, Fungi, Ascomycota, Eurotiomycetes, Onygenales, Ajellomycetaceae. The coding region runs from base 2193 to 5969 and encodes 1258 amino acids. The transcript is spliced from 17 exons. Gene Ontology annotation, biological process: lipid metabolic process. Gene Ontology annotation, molecular function: polygalacturonase activity; phosphoric diester hydrolase activity.